AUGAAAGAAAAGAAAACCUGUCAUUCAUCAGUUCUUUCUCGGUAUUUCCUUUUUACUUUCUUAAGUGUAGGGGAUGGACACCUGCAACGGAGCAUAUUGAAGAAUUACUUAACCCAGUAUUCACUACUAAAGGAACAUGAUGUGGUAAAAAUGAAUCGUCUUCGUCAAAUGUCUUUACCAGCAACAAAUUCUCAGGUGGUAAUCUUCAUUGUACGACCAAAGCUUCAACUGAUGGAACAAGUGGUCCAAACUGUACUUCAAGAAAAACAAAAAGGAGGCUACCAUAAAGAUUUCAACAUCAUUUUUGUUCCUUGCAAAAGUCUCCUUUGUGAGAAAAAAUUGAAGGAAAUGGGUAUCUAUGGUACAUUUACAAAUAUUGAAGAAUUUAAUAUGGAAUUGAUUCCUUUUGAUUAUGAUCUUCUUUCAAUGGAAAUGGAUUCUUCAUUCAGAGAAUGUUAUUUGGAAAAUGAUUACACAUCGCUAUUCUAUGCUGCAAGAUCAUUAAUGACUUUGCAAGGCCUUUACGGGAUCAUUCCAAAUCUCUAUGGGAAAGGUGACUGUGCAAAGCAUCUAAUUGACAUGAUGUUGCGUAUGCGUAGAGAACUUGGUGGCAGGGAGCCACAGUUGACUCCACAAAUUGACAACCUACUUGUUAUUGAUCGUAAUGUUGAUCUGCUGACUCCAAUGCUUUCACAGUUAACUUAUGAGGGACUCAUUGAUGAAAUAUUUAACAUCAGUUGCACCAAUGUGAAACUUCCAGCUGAAAAAUUUAUGACCAAAGAACAGCAGCAAAGAGAAGCUAUGCCUGAUGCAGCCCAAGAACCAAAAAACAUUGUUCUCAAUUCUUCAGAUGAAUUAUUUGCAGAUCUUCGAGACAAGAACAUUGAUGCUGUCAAUGCUCUGGUGUGCAAGAAGCUGAAAUUGUUAUCAGCUGAAUUUGAUGAACGACAUUCUGCCAACACUGUGGGUGAACUGAAACAGUUUGUAUCGAAAUUGCCACAUUUAACAGCAGUUCGACAAGCCGUAGCUAAACAUCUUACUAUUGUUGAGCUGAUCAAGAAUGCUAUUAAUACAGAUGGUUUUAUUGACUGCCACCAGACUGAAAAUGGUGAGAACGAUUUUUUUUCUAUUUUCUUUUUACCAGCAUGA
This is a messenger RNA of Acanthosepion pharaonis, 1149 nucleotides long. Lineage: Eukaryota; Metazoa; Mollusca; Cephalopoda; Sepiida; Sepiidae. The record is from the annotation of a GenBank genome assembly.